Hordeum vulgare subsp. vulgare (domesticated barley) is the source of this 1380-nucleotide messenger RNA. Its product is annotated as omega-amidase, chloroplastic-like. Gene Ontology annotation, molecular function: omega-amidase activity. The transcript has 9 exons. The coding region runs from base 86 to 967 and encodes 293 amino acids. Gene Ontology annotation, biological process: L-glutamine metabolic process; oxaloacetate metabolic process. The record is from RefSeq and is a predicted model, not a curated record. Gene Ontology annotation, cellular component: mitochondrion. Lineage: Eukaryota; Viridiplantae; Streptophyta; Magnoliopsida; Poales; Poaceae.
UUUAAUUUCUGUCUCCGUUGCACUGUAUUGAUUCACUGUCUCCUCCUUCCAGGGCGCAACGCUUGCUCGUUUCAUCUCUGCUGCCAUGCCACAGGUAGCACAGUACAAGGUCGCGCUAUGCCAGCUGCCGGUUUCCCCAGACAAGCACGGCAACAUCGCCCGCGCGCGCGCCCGCAUCGAGGCCGCCGCAACCGCCGGCGCCAAGCUCGUCGUCCUGCCGGAAGUAUGGAGCUGCCCCUACGCGAUGGAGACCAUGCCGAGCUACGCCGAGGACAUCGACGGCGGCCGGUCGCCGUCGGUCUCCAUGCUGUCGGAGGUGGCCGCGGCCAGCAAGAUCACCAUCGUCGGCGGAUCCGUACCCGAGGUGGCUUCGGGGCAGCUGUUCAACACCUGCUGCGUGGUCGGGCCUGAUGGGGAGAUCAAGGCCAAGCACAGGAAGCUGCAUCUGUUUGGAAUUGACAUCCCCGGAGACAUCAAUUUCAGGGAAUCCGAUACCUUCACUGCUGGGCAAGAACCCACCGUGGUUGACACAGACGUUGGACGGAUUGGGAUUGGGAUUUGUCAUGACAUCAGAUUUCCAGAACUGGCAAUGCUGUACCGAUCAAGAGGUGCACACUUGAUAUGUUACCCUUCUGCAUUCAACAUGAGCACCGGGCAGCUCCUCUGGGACCUUAUGCAGAAGUCCAGGGCUGUUGACAAUCAGCUGUUCGUGGCGACCUGCUCACCCGCACGAGACCCCAACUCGCAGUCGGACUUCGUGGCCUGGGGCCACUCAAGCCUCAUCGGACCAUUUGGCGAGGUUCUUGCGGCGGCAGGGCACGAGGACGCGACCGUCAUCGGCGAGAUCGACCUGUCUUUGAUUCGAGCUGUUAGGGAAAAUCUGUGCAGGGAGAACCUCCCUUUGGAAACGCAAGGCAGAGGGGAUCUGUACAGGCUGAUCGAUGUCCAAAGGGAAUGUUCGAGCUAGCUGCGCUGCUCGAGGAAGAGAUAAUAGGCCCCGUUCUGUGUUGGUCACACGAUGGGUUCAGGAAGACAGUUCGGGGUUUGCACAAUUGUGUAGUGGCAUGCAAAGGUUCGGGAUGCCUGUCUACCAGAACCCCGUUACUGAGGAUAUGUUCCUAUACCUUUUUUUCUAGUGGAUAUGUUCCUAUACUUGUAUUUGUUCUCUUAGCAUGAACUAUAUGUGGAUUGCCUUCAGAUGUUUGCUCUCCUAGAGAAAGGCAUGUGUAUUUGAGUAGUCCGGAUUCUACUAAAACCCGGUUACUAGGAGGUUUUUCCUUUUUGAGACUUUCAUAUUUGUUGUGUGGAUUGUGUGUAUCUUGGUAGGUGUGAACUUGUUGUAUUUUAAAAAAUAAAACUUACUCCUCCUUUAUUCACUUA